AUGGGCUCACCAGUUGGCCCGUUCCUCGCAAAUGUCUUUAUGCGCAAGGUCGAGAAAAAGAGUCUAAGGGACACCAUCAAUGAUCUUGCACUUUACGGUCGAUUUGUGGAUGACGUCUUCUGUUUGACCAGCUUUUACGCGGAGACUGACGCUCUGGUCUCGAAGUUUAACAACGCGCAUCCAUCUCUCCAAUUUACUGCAGGGAUGGAGGAAGACGAUGAAAUUGCGUUUCCUGAUGUCCUUCUGCGAAAGCAAGAUGAUGGAUCCAUCCUGCGUAGGGUCUUCCGAAAGAAACCCUGGACGGGACAGAACACCAACCUUCACAGUUUUGUCCCCCUAAAUAUAAAACAAAAAUCUAGUUCAGAAAUUAGCAGCUAG
Messenger RNA from Dibothriocephalus latus, 378 nucleotides. NCBI's taxonomy places the organism in Eukaryota, Metazoa, Platyhelminthes, Cestoda, Diphyllobothriidea, Diphyllobothriidae. The record is from the annotation of a GenBank genome assembly.